This is a messenger RNA of Exophiala dermatitidis NIH/UT8656, 1712 nucleotides long. RefSeq names its product NADPH2:quinone reductase. The transcript is spliced from 2 exons. Gene Ontology annotation, cellular component: mitochondrion. The record is from RefSeq and is a predicted model, not a curated record. The coding region runs from base 181 to 1269 and encodes 362 amino acids. Gene Ontology annotation, molecular function: oxidoreductase activity; zinc ion binding. Lineage: Eukaryota; Fungi; Ascomycota; Eurotiomycetes; Chaetothyriales; Herpotrichiellaceae.
CCGACUUCCCCGGGUAUGUAAUGUUGGCGCUACCCCAGUGCCAGUGUUAGUUCUGGGCGACACUGCACCACAAGGAACCAACGGGGGAAAACCGAGCUCUUUACAGAAGUGUGAGUUUCAAGGGCUGUUAUUGCUCCAGUGUCCUCACCGUCACAAUUCCGUCCUCCCGAGCCAGACACGAUGAAAGCCAUUCAAGUGACAAAAUAUGUCUCCGGACCCCAAGAUCUGUUCGUGACCACCCUACCAACGCCGAAGCCGCAUCCGACGAAAUACCUGAUCAAGAUCCAUGCGUCCGCGACGAAUUUCUUCGACCUCCUCCAGAUCCAAGGCAAAUACCAGCAUCAACCGCCGCUACCAUGGAUCGCCGGAAUGGAGUUCGCCGGAGUGGUGAUCGCAACGCCGACAGAGAACACUAAAAGCGCAGUUGCCAGCAGCAACGAUGGCACAGUGAGCACAUCCACAAGACAUGUAUACAAGGUUGGAGAUAGGGUGUUUGGCGCUGUGCACGGCGCAUACUCGACACAUAUACUCGCGCCCGAGGACAACCUGUUUCCGGUGCCGCAGGGCUGGAGUUUUGCCGACGCUGCUGGAUUAUACGUGACUGCUCCGACUGCCUAUGGGUCGCUUGUGACGCGAGCAAACACCCAGCCUGGGGAAUGGGUUCUCGUGCACGCCGGUGCAGGUGGAGUCGGCUUGUCUGCGGUGCAGAUUGCAAAGGCGCUGGGCGCCACGGUGAUCGCCACGGCCGGAUCGGAACGAAAGCGCCAGGUGUGUCUGAACUAUGGCGCGGACUAUGUCAUCGACUACCGAGAUAAGAGUUGGCCCCAAAAAGUGAUAGAGCUCUGUGCCAAACACCGAACCGGUAAUGGCAAGCAGGGCGUGGAUGUGGUCUACGACCCGGUUGGCAUGAUUGACGCUUCCAUCAAAUGUAUAGCCUGGAAUGGACGGUUACUCGUGGUCGGAUUUGCUGGGGGCAACAUCGAGAAGGUUGCAUUGAACCGAGUGCUUCUGAAGAACAUCAGCAUUGUGGGCAUCCAUUGGGGCAUGUAUGCUACCAAGGAGAAGGAGACGGUGCCGAAAGUGUGGAAGGGUAUUUUUGAUCUUAUCAACUCGGGCAAGUUCAGGGGCAUCACCUAUACCGACAAGCACUACAAGGGGCUGGAAAGUGUUCCGGCCGCCCUGAUCGCGCUUGGGGCCCGCGACACGUGGGGCAAGGUUGUCGUGGAGCUUGGAGAGCACGAAGGCGAAGAAGCACAGAGUAAGUUGUAGGGGUGGUUUGCAAGAAUAGAACGACCCGUACAAGUAUAUAUAUCAGCUUUUUAUGCCUGUGCGAACGGGCUUUUGUCUAUCUACGUUAGAGUCGAUCAACAUUCGUGCCGGCCGACGAGACGACGGUUUCACUGAAGAGCAACGGCCUCGAUCUCAACAUCGACAUUUUUCGGCAGCUGCUUGACCGCGACACAGCUUCUUGCCGGCUUGUGGGUGAACCAUUUCUCGUACUCGCCGUUCAUCUCGGCAAAAUGCUGCAUGUCGGAGAGGAAGACCUGGAUUCAGAAAAGACAAAGCAAUGCAUUAGCACAUGGAACUGUUGGAAGUCGAUCCUGGGGCCUAGACCGAAACCCGCUUCGCUUCGUUUCAACUGGCAACCCUAUUCUGGGUAGGGGUAGCACUUACAGUAGUCUUGACAACCUUGCUAAUAUCACUUCCAGCCG